AUGACGCCUUAUUUGAUCAAGCUUAACGAAUUUGAAAACAGAUUUAGCUCACAACUGACCGUGACCUUCCAGCAUCCCAGUGAAGUUGCCGCGGAGGUUGUUGACCUAAUUGAUCCCUUGCCAGCUUUGAAUCCCUACAACACACUUGAGGCAGCCAUAAUUAGACGGAAAACAACCUCCGAUGGAGCUAAUAUCCAGAAAUUGCUUUCAGAAGUCGAUCUGGGCUAUCACAUGCAAGGAUUGGCUUGCAGCAAGUCGUUCAUGUAUUAUAUAUACAUAUAUAAUUGUAUUAAAAGCCCUACAGAGAAGAGAAGAGAAAAAGAGUGGGUGAGGGGACCUAGUGCUGGCCUAUGUCAAGCAUACUGA
Messenger RNA from Opisthorchis viverrini, 366 nucleotides. RefSeq lists its product as hypothetical. Lineage: Eukaryota; Metazoa; Platyhelminthes; Trematoda; Opisthorchiida; Opisthorchiidae. The coding region runs from base 1 to 366 and encodes 121 amino acids. The record is from RefSeq and is a predicted model, not a curated record. The transcript has 2 exons.